CAACAACAUCUGAUGUAUCAUUGAGGGCAAUUGUAAUUCUAGGGUUUAUCAUCUCCUCUAAGCUCUACCUCUCACAUAGAAGAAACGAGUCACAUAGAGAGAGAGCGAGAGAGAGAGAGAAUGGAUACGUUUUCAUCACCAUCAUCAAUUGGAACAGGAUCUCAAGUGUCAACUUCAGAUCUUAUGGACCAGGUCAAGACACAGCUCGCCCAGGCUUAUGCUCAGGAGUUCCUUGAGACUGUUCGGGGUAAAUGUUUCGAUAAGUGUAUCACAAAACCAGGGUCAAGCCUUAGUGGGAGCGAAAGUAGCUGCAUCUCCAGGUGUGUGGAUCGCUACAUAGAGGCCACUGGCAUUGUUAGCAGAGCUCUUUUCAAUGCUCCACACUGAAUUACGAUUUGGAAAGUUUUGGAGAAGAAUGUCCCGCAACUCUUAGUAAUAGAGAGACAUUUCUUUUCAUACUUGUAUGCUGGCCACUUUAACAAUGGGCACAGAUGUUUUCUUCAUAUUGAACACUAACUUUUGCAGUUAUUGAUUCUUUUCAAUAAUUAAAAAAUAUAUAUUCUCAGUUUGAUUAUAA
This is a messenger RNA of Ricinus communis (castor bean), 577 nucleotides long. Its product is annotated as mitochondrial import inner membrane translocase subunit Tim13. The record is from RefSeq and is a predicted model, not a curated record. Bases 121 to 387 code for a protein of 88 amino acids. NCBI's taxonomy places the organism in Eukaryota, Viridiplantae, Streptophyta, Magnoliopsida, Malpighiales, Euphorbiaceae. The transcript has 2 exons.